CAGAGCUGAUGGUAUGGCGACGCCAUUUUUGUUGUAACCACUACAAACCCGUGCGUCAAAAGUGGUGGAAAAGAAGAGAAGGCUUCUCCAUAAUAGCGAUGGAUGUGCAAUUAGAGAACGCUGGUCCGGACCCUCUUGGAAACUGCUUUUAAUGUGCGAUUUGCGAGUAAACUAUUCUUCAGUUCGUGUAGUUUGUUAAGUUUAAAUAAGUGCAAUGUCAGUUCACUACAAGUUCAAAUCGGCAUUGGAAUAUGACACCAUCACCUUUGAUGGUCUGCAUAUCUCCGUGAAGGACCUGAAAAACGCCAUUGUGCAGCAGAAGCGCAUCGGAAAGAACACAGACUUUGAUUUGCAAGUGACAAAUGCACAGACAAAAGAAGUGUACGAAGAUGACCAGACUCUUAUACCCAAGAACACAUCCCUGUUGAUUGCCAGGAUCCCUCUGGCUGUGCAGAGUAAGUCAAAGACCUGGGAGGGAUACGGGAAUGACACAAAUCUGACGCCGAGGAACGAUGAGGGUGGACCCGCUGCCAAGGCUGUGGAUCUUUCUAGUUUGGAUGCUUCAGAGGAUGACAAGAUCAGGGCUAUGAUGUCUCAGAGCACCCAGGAUUAUGACCCAAGCAAGUUCAUUACUAAUUACAUGAAAAUAAGGGGUGCAAAUCAGGUAGGUGCGGUGCCUCCCAAUUACCGAUGUUACAAGUGCCAUCAGAAUGGUCACUGGAUCAAGGAUUGUCCGUUGGGUCAAGGAUCUGAACAAAUUGAAAUUAAGAAGAGUACCGGCAUUCCGAGAAGCUUCAUGGUACCGGUGGAUGGACCUCAGGUCCAAGGCGCGAUGAUGACGCCGUACGGUUCGUACGCAGUGCCGGCAUUGGAUCAUCAGACGUACACGCAAAAGCAAAACCCGGCGCCCGCGCCGCCGCCAGUCCAGAAAACCGACAUUCCCGAGGAUCUGCUUUGUUCCAUCUGUAGUGAUCUGCUAACGGAUGCCGUCAUGAUUCCCUGUUGCGGAAACAGCUUCUGCGACGAGUGCAUCAGAGGUAUUCUCCUGGAGUCUGAGGAUCACGAAUGCCCGGACUGCCACGAAAGGGAAAUCUCGCCCGGCACUCUAAUCCCUAAUCGGUUCCUAAGAAAUUCUGUCACUAAUUUUAAAAGCACAACCGGCUACGUGAAAAGACAGAUUUAUAAGCCUGCCAUGCUUCAACAGCAGCAGCAGCAACAACAACCAGCAACUAUCAUUAAGAAAGAUCCUGUACCUGUGAACGAGACUGCCCCUUCGGUGACUGCUGUUGCGGACGAUGUCAAGACAAAGAAGUUGGACUCGGAUGCGGAGAAUACGGAGAAGACUGUGAUCAGUGAGGCCGAUUCCACGGAGGCUCCGAAGACUCCGAUAUCCGAAGGAUUAGAAAGCAAGGAAGAAAUAAAAGAACCGUCAGAGGAGAAGGUGGAGCCGGUCGAUCUGCCUCCCGGAGUUUCACCGACUAGGGAGAAGAGCCCAGUGUCGGUGACACGUCCCAUCGUCAUCAAUACGACGCAACAAGCCAGAGACAGAUCGCAUACGGCGAGCGUGAGACCCAAGUCUCUGAACGAGAGAUCCCCGAGGAGAUCGCACAAACCGCAUAGAUCUCCGCAAAACUAUCCGGAACCAAUUGGGAACAACGAGGAAAGGCCUGGUACGCCCACAGUGGACGAGCCUGGCAUGGGUGGUGCUAAUAAUGCAGAGAGCAGAACAUACCCGCCCACGAAUGCGCCGUACCCAUCCGGACCGCCGCCACCGCCUGUCGUUAUAUCCUCCAAUAUCAAUCAUAUGCAGGUAAGACAGGUGCCUCCUCCUAAUUACUCGCAGCAACCGGUGUCCCAGUACGGCGGUGCACAGGGUAUCAUACCUCAUGGACCUCCGCCGAACUUCAGACUUCCACCUCCAGGAGCCGGUGCUCCACCAAACUUUAUACCAGGAAUGUACAACGUGCAACAACGUCCAAUGUUUGAUCCUACUAGACCGCCUAUGCAAGGACCGCAUAACUAUCAGAACUACUCGAACAGGUCACGCGGCCGCGAUUAUGUGCCACGCGGGAUGCGUGGUCGCACACCACCAGGCAUAAUAGACGAUCCUUUGGAGGCGUUCAAUCGUAUGCUUCGUGAAAAAGAUGAACGCGAGAGGCGUGCCAAACAGCGAAAGGGGCGGAGCUACAGCCGCAGCUCGUCUCGCAGCUACAGUCGAUCGCCCAGAAGGCGGAGUCGUUCGCCGAGGCGACGCAGCCGCUCCAAAUCGUUCAGCAUGAGCAGGUCACGGUCUCGUUCAUAUUCGCCCGCGAAUCGGGCGUCACCCUAUAGAGACUAUUCCCCGCGCAGGCGUCCCUCCUCUCGCUAUCGAUCACCUCAAAGAUCACCCAACAGUCGUUACCGUUACAAGGAAGAGAGACGAGAACGAGAGUACGAGAGGGACAGAGAUCAUCGUGAUCGUGACAGGGAAAGGGAUCGAGACAGGGACAGGGAACGAGAUCGCGGAAGUGGCGAUUAUGGCGGAAAACGAGAGCAUCGCGGAUACAGUCGGGACCGUGGAGGUAGCGGUAUGAGUGGCGGCGGCGCCGCUCCCUCUCAGGAUUACCACUACUAUGACAACUUCGAAGCGGAGAAGGGUCGUCGUGGAGGCGGAUCUUCGACGAAAUGGGUGGCACCUCGCGAGUCCGCCUACUACCAUCAACAGGACCAUCAGAACGCUUACCAUCAGGCGGGACCGCAGUCUUCCGUGCAGCAACAUCCCGCGUCAAACAGGUAUAUGCAGCAGAGGGAGCAGCAGUAUGGUGGUGGAGGAGGUGGUUACAAGUCGGAUCACAUUCCGUCGCUGAUGCAGCAGCAGAUCCCGUCGCAGCGCAGCAGAUACGAGGAUGUUGCACCGCCUGGAACGGAGCAACCGUUGCCUCCCGGUGAGGAGCCAUCGAGAUACGACGAGAGGUACAACAGCUACGAUAACAGACCGUCGGUGGCGGCUGCAGUUGCUGGCAAUCAGGAGCAGCAGUUGCAUCAGCAUCAACAUAGAUUCAGCAUAGACAGGGACAAUCAUGACAGCAAGUACGGCAUGGGGAAAUUGGUGGUGGAAGAGUUCGAAAAGCGCGAGGAGAAGAGACACAGCAGCAAGUCGCCGUCCAGGCGAUCCAGGGAUAGGGGCGACAAGGAGAGAGCUCAUGGUGAACACAUGAAGAGUCCGGAUAAACAUAAGCACAAGGAUCGUAGCAGCAAGGCGGAGGAGUUGUCGGAGAGGAGGAAAGAUGACAAGAAGAAGGCUGAUUACUCUGAUGACGAGAAAUCGAAACGCAGCAGAGACAAGAAGAAGAAGCGCGACAAGAAGGAAUCUGAGAAGAAAAAGAAACGAGAUAAGAAGGAGAAACGCGAGCACAGGAAGGAGGACAAAUCAAAGUCGAAAGACGAAUCAUCCUCCUCCAACAAACAACAUCAUGAGCAUCAUCAUGCGAAGGAAGAGAAACCCAAAGAGGAAAAGCGAGCAAUGAGUCCUCUUCCAUCCAAGGAGGGCGGCGGAUCCUCUUCGCCAGCUCCACCGGUCGAGCUAAAGGAAGCGGCGUCGAGUCAUCAUCAAAUUGCGAACGCGGACCACCAUCAAACUGCGGAAGCCCGAGAAAACUCGCCGAAACUCCCCGAGGAAGAACCGGAUCUCUACGGCGAUAUACUCUCCGAAGGUAUAGACAACACGAUCGUCGAGUCGUACGGGAAAAUCGACGAGAGAUCUCGUUCGCCGGUCGACCGAAAUCGCUCCCCCGACCAUCCCGUGCAACUGGAGAUGCCGAAGUCGCCGGAGUUGCUCAAAGAGUCCGGCGAUAUUCUUGAACUAUACACCGGCGAACUGAAAUCGGAACUGGACAAGGAGGUGCUCGCACCGAUGCCCGAGAAAUCCAAAUGGGAGCUGGACGACGAACCGAGCAACGCCCUCUCCGAACUGAACAGCGACUCCAAAUCGGACAAGGCGAAUAAGGUGACAAACGAGGUGCUGAAGCGGGCCGAGAACGCGAUAUUCGCGAAAGCGAUAAACGCGAUCAGACCGAUCGAAAUCAAGAAGAUCAGCAUGGAUCGUGUGAAAUUGUAUUCCGGCGAAAAGGAGGAAAAGAAGGAGGAGGAGAUCAAACCGGAAGAGUUCAGCGAAAAUCCAGAACCGGAGCCGGUGAAGCAGGAACUGGAGCAGCAGAAACCGAUCCGUCUGUCCGUUAAGGAACGACUGGGCUGCAAGGUCGACGAUCUCGAUAGGAUCGUGAGGGUGGAGAAGAACUACGAUCGCAACAGGUCCAGAAGUCUAAGUCCACUCGCGAAACGCUCCCAAGAUCUCAGACGUAUCGAAAUCGAUAAUGAUAAGAGGCGAGAACGUCCCCAUCACGAUAGCCGGGAUCGCGAUAGGCAUCAUAGGAAUUACAGGAAUACGGAAAGGAGGGAUCACGAGAGGCGCGAGCACGAGUCUAAACGUGAACACGGCAGUGGCGGCACUAGUGAGUCUAGACGUGGUGGCGGCGGAGGAGGAGGAGGACAGGAGAAGGAGAGAAACAGGUCGAGGGAACGAAGACGCGAACGAUCCAGGUCCAGGCAGCGCAAGGACGACGACACCGGUAAACGUGAGAAGAGGAAGCGUAGCCGAUCGAGGAGUGAUGAAAAGAAGCAGAAGAAAAGGGACAAGAAACAUCAGAAGAAAGAGAAACCCAAGAAGCAUCACAGGAAGGAGGACGAAGCGCCGCAGUCGCAGCAACCACCGACGUCCUCCACGUCGCAGCCUCUGCUGACCGGCAACUCCAAAUCAUCAGACCAGAAGACCAUCGAUCCCGAGAAGAUUCUGAAGAGGAAGACUCCGCUGGACGAAGCCAACUUUGUACCCGAUUACGACGCGGAAACUGAGAGCGAGGGUGAUCAGAAAAAGGAGAAAGUAUCUAGGGGAAAAUCGCCGGAGAAGAGGCGCGUCGCGAAGGUGGCUGUGGAUGAGAAGAAGGAGUCAACGAGCUCGGACUCGUCCAGCUCCAGUUCCGACGAUGAGAAGAAGAAGAAAAAGCAUAAGAAGCACAAGAAACGAAAGCGCAGGGAGAGCACCUCCAGCAGCUCAGACAGCGACAGCUCGUCCAGCGAGGACGAGAAGGACAGGAGAAAGAAAAAACACAAGAAGAAGCAGAAGAAAAAGAAGAAGUCCAAGCAUAAGUAAUGAUCAUCGCCGUCGCUGUUGCUGCUGCUGCCAAUGGAGGGAGUCAUGGACGUAUGACGAUUAUGAUCAACGUUUAUUUAUAUAUAAUAUGGGAUGUGUUUAUAUUGUUACAGAUAGAAUAUUUUGUUUUCA
Nicrophorus vespilloides is the source of this 5320-nucleotide messenger RNA. RefSeq names its product E3 ubiquitin-protein ligase RBBP6 (gene snama). Gene Ontology annotation, molecular function: ubiquitin protein ligase activity; nucleic acid binding; zinc ion binding. Gene Ontology annotation, biological process: ubiquitin-dependent protein catabolic process; protein ubiquitination; mRNA processing. The coding region runs from base 215 to 5188 and encodes 1657 amino acids. Gene Ontology annotation, cellular component: nucleus. The transcript is spliced from 13 exons. Lineage: Eukaryota; Metazoa; Arthropoda; Insecta; Coleoptera; Silphidae. The record is from RefSeq and is a predicted model, not a curated record.